Molecule: messenger RNA, 892 nt
Organism: Talpa occidentalis (Iberian mole)
Lineage: Eukaryota; Metazoa; Chordata; Mammalia; Eulipotyphla; Talpidae
Product: histone H2A type 1-H
Exons: 2
Coding region: 32-451 (139 amino acids)
Cellular component (GO): nucleosome
Molecular function (GO): structural constituent of chromatin; protein heterodimerization activity; DNA binding
Source: RefSeq, a predicted model, not a curated record
UCGUGUGUUUAGCCGGAGAUCCGCGUUCAACAUGUCUGGCCGAGGCAAGCAGGGAGGCAAGGCCCGCGCUAAGGCCAAGUCUCGCUCGUCUAGAGCGGGCUUACAGUUCCCAGUGGGCAGACUCCAUCGCCUGCUGCGCAAGGGCAGCUACGCGGAGCACGUGGGCGCCGGCGCGCCGGUGUACCUGGCCGCGGUGCUGGAGUACCUGACGGCCGAGAUCCUGGAGCUGGCGGGCAACGCGGCGCGCGACAACAAGAAGACGCGCAUCAUCCCGCGCCACCUGCAGCUGGCCAUCCGCAACGACGAGGAGCUCAACAAGCUGCUGGGCAAGGUGACGAUCGCGCAGGGCGGCGUCCUGCCCAACAUCCAGGCCGUGCUGCUGCCCAAGAAGACCGAGAGCCGCCACCACAAAGCCCAGAACAAAACCAGAAAACCAGUUGAGACCAAGUGAAACUAGAAGUAACACAAGGAUUAUGCUACAGCCUCAUUACCAUAGUAAAAAGUAUGCCCACCAGUGCCAGGACAGAUGCAGUCAAGGCCAAAUUUAGAAGAAAAACUUCUGCUUAUUUCUCUGAAAUCCUCCUGCUGCAAACCUUUUAGCUUCACUCCAUAAUGCUCCCCCAUAUAAGUCCCUGCUUCUCCACAUUUCAGGGGUGUGUUUUUUUAGACAAUAAUCCGCUAUCAUAACUCAUUCAUAGGGAUGUUCAGUAUGUGUUACAUGAGCCAUGACACUAAUGAAAACAGUAUUUUGUGACAAUUGUGUUUGUUUGUGUUGGUUUAAAAACAAUGCUCUUUACAAAGCUGUAAAAUUCUGCUUCAAAUAUAAGCAAGCCAUUUUUGUUCAAAUGUAUUUCAUUCUGCAAAUUAGGGGGACAUAAAGUUGGGGGAGAAA